Messenger RNA from Aspergillus glaucus CBS 516.65, 757 nucleotides. RefSeq lists its product as uncharacterized. NCBI's taxonomy places the organism in Eukaryota, Fungi, Ascomycota, Eurotiomycetes, Eurotiales, Aspergillaceae. The coding region runs from base 90 to 338 and encodes 82 amino acids. The record is from RefSeq and is a predicted model, not a curated record. The transcript is spliced from 4 exons.
GUUCCGAUGUCGUGGGGGACUUCAUGCCUCAUGUUAUGUACUUGUAGUACUAGUAGUAGUUGGUAAAGAAUUGAUACUGAGGAUCCAUUAUGGCUUCGAAUGAAAAUGAGCAGGGGCAGACUUUGCCGGUGGAGGAUGUGAAUAAGACGGAGAGGAAGUUUUCUCACAAGAGCGCCAGCGAGUACUAUGAUCCGUGCCAGGACUUCGCGGACCGGAGUCUCAAGUGUAUGAGACGGAAUGGGUUUGAUAAGGAGAUGUGUGGGGAUUAUUUUCAAGCUUAUCGGGAUUGUAAGAAGACUUGGAUGACGCAGAAAAGAUUUGGCACUAGCCAGAAGUAACGAGAACCGUUACUCCCUUAUCGACUAUGUUCAGCCUCAAUCGCGCCGUUGGUUGUCAGCGCCGUGAUAUUAAACGAUUACUUUUCUAUCAGCGUUCUGAAAGCCGCGUUCCCGUCUCCAUGGUCCUGUCUCCGAUGAUGCUUAAUCCGGACUGAAAGGCAUGGAUAACGCCCAAAUCACACUUCUUGUCCAUCCGGCCAGGCCUAUGAGUUCUCUGCUCGAAUAGAUGCCCUUUCAACUACUCGAAUGUUGUCUGGGGACUCUGUCUGUUUGUCAUGGAUUGGGCUCUUUCUUGGUAUCCCGAUUGCUCGAGGGGCUAGACGAGAUGAUACUGUAUUUUUGAGCUAUCUGUAUACUACGAGUUGUACUUCAAUAUACCCCUUUCCUGUCACGGUUUCCUCGAGAAAUUUACUAUGUGC